Molecule: messenger RNA, 339 nt
Organism: Arabis nemorensis
Lineage: Eukaryota; Viridiplantae; Streptophyta; Magnoliopsida; Brassicales; Brassicaceae
Source: the annotation of a GenBank genome assembly
AUGGAGAAACAGACAUUUCCAGUGGGAGAUUCGAAGGCAGAGACCUCCUCAGAGAUGAAGCAGCAAAACGAUUGUUCUGAAGAGAAAUUCGUGUGGCCAUGGGUUGGUCUUGUUGCAAACAUACCAACAGAGGUUGAGAAAACUGGUCGGAGAGUAGGCAAAAGCGGUGCAACGUUACGUGAUGAGCUAACACUGAAAGGGUUUAAUCCAACAAGAGUCCAACCAACUUGGAAUUUCAAAGGACAUUCUGGUUUUGCUUUGGUUGAAUUCAGCAAAGAUUUCGAAGGUUUCGAGAGAAGUUAUGAAUCAGACAGACAUGGGAAGAGAGAUUGGGAAUAA